AUGACUUCCAACGGAGUCGAAAUCGCCAUAACAAUUCCAUCUUCAGAAGUAGCAGUGCACCACCGAGUUUGCAUGCCGCCGGAGAAAACCAAUCUACAGAAACUGCGGCACUGGCUUUCCGAGAUAUUUUUCCCCGACGACCCGCUUCAUAAGUUCAAGAACCAAACUUGGAUCAACAAGUUCGUAAUCGGGUUGCAAUAUGUGUUUCCCAUCUUCCAGUGGGGGCCGAAUUAUAGCUUUGCCCUUUUGCGGUCUGAUUUCAUCUCCGGGCUAACCAUAGCCAGCCUCGCAAUCCCUCAGGGAAUCAGUUACGCCAAACUCGCAAACCUGCCUCCAAUAACCGGUCUUUAUUCGAGUUUCGUCCCGCCGUUGGUGUAUUCUGUUCUUGGGAGUUCAAAACAUCUUGGAGUUGGUCCGGCUUCCAUUGCUUCUUUGGUGAUGGGUACAAUGCUCAGCGAGGAGGUUUCUUUUGCCAAUGAACCGAAGCUUUAUCUUCAACUGGCUUUCACCGCCACUUUCUUCGCCGGAGUAUUUCAAGCAUCUUUGGGGGUGUUCAGGUUAGGGUUUAUAAUCGAUUUCCUAUCAAAAGCGACGUUAGUCGGAUUCAUGGCUGGUGCGGCUGUUAUAGUAUCUUUGCAACAACUAAAAGCGCUACUUGGAAUAGUUCACUUCACAAGCAAGAUGCAAAUUGUUCCUGUAUUAACGUCUAUCUUCAAGCAUAUAGAUGAAUGGUCUUGGCAAACUAUUGUAAUGGGCGUUUGCUUUCUUGGCCUAUUGCUCUUCACAAGACACAUAAGCAUUAGAAACCCCAGGCUCUUCUGGAUUUCGGCAGCCUGUCCAUUAGCUUCUGUUGUUCUGUCAACUCUUUUGGUGUUUUUGCUCAAAUCAAAGCUUGGUGGAGGGAUUAGAACAAUUGGACAGUUGCCUAAGGGGUUGAAUCCACCAUCAUCAAAGAUGUUAUUUUUCAACGGCCCUUUUCUUGCUGUUGCCAUUAAGACUGGGAUUGUCACAGGAAUCUUGUCUCUAACCGAAGGAAUCGCGGUCGGCCGGACUUUUGCCGCCUUGCAGAACUACCAAGUUGAUGGAAACAAGGAAAUGAUGGCCAUUGGUUUUAUGAAUAUGGCUGGUUCUUGUUGUUCCUGUUAUGUUACCACAGGCUCGUUCUCUCGGUCCGCGGUCAAUUACAACGCCGGAGCGAAAACCCUAGCCUCGAAUGUAGUAAUGGCGGCAACAGUCCUCAUAACUUUGUUGUUUCUCAUGCCAUUGUUCCAGUACACUCCAAAUGUCAUCCUGGCAGCAAUCAUCGUCACAGCCGUGAUCGGCCUAAUCGAUUUUCAGGCAGCCAUUCGACUCUGGAUAGUCGACAAACUCGAUUUCGCGGCCUGCUUGGCCUCCUUCCUCGGCGUUCUCUUCAUCUCAGUACCCGUCGGCCUUGCCAUCGCGGUUGGAGUUUCGGUGUUCAAAAUUUUAUUACAUGUUACAAGACCAAAAACACUUGUGUUGGGAAACAUUUCCGGGACUCAAAUUUAUCAUGACAUUACGAGAUACAAAGAAGCUUUUAGGGUUCCUUCCUUCCUUAUACUAGCUGUUGAAGCUCCUUUCUACUUUGCAAAUGCCACUUACCUACAAGAAAGGAUCUUGAGAUGGGUUCAAGAGGAGGAAGAAAGAAUUCAGGAAGUAAAUGGUGCCAAUCUGAAAUGUAUAAUUCUCGACAUGACAGCCGUAACGGCCAUCGACACAAGUGGCAUUGAUAUGGUUUGUGAACUCAGAAAAGCUCUGGAGAAACGAUCACUGAAACUUGUGCUCAUAAAUCCUGUCAGCAGCGUCAUGGAGAAGCUGCAACAUUCGAAGAUCUUGGAGGGUUUUGGAUUGGAGGGAUUAUAUCUUACUGUUGGCGAAGCCGUCGCGGAGAUUUCAUCUUCAUGGAAACCGAAACCAUGA
Oldenlandia corymbosa var. corymbosa is the source of this 1941-nucleotide messenger RNA. The record is from the annotation of a GenBank genome assembly. NCBI's taxonomy places the organism in Eukaryota, Viridiplantae, Streptophyta, Magnoliopsida, Gentianales, Rubiaceae.